Molecule: messenger RNA, 1302 nt
Organism: Cajanus cajan (pigeon pea)
Lineage: Eukaryota; Viridiplantae; Streptophyta; Magnoliopsida; Fabales; Fabaceae
Gene: PTAC6
Product: plastid transcriptionally active 6
Cellular component (GO): plastid-encoded plastid RNA polymerase complex
Source: RefSeq, a predicted model, not a curated record
UUAAAAGUUAUUGAUUCCGCGAUCUUAUCCACCUUCUAUCUUCUUCUCUUCUCUUCUCUUUUUCCCCCCUAAACCCUUCAAAACCCAUGGCCAUGACUCCCACUACCUCCACCUUCUUCUUCCUCUCAUCGCCACCACUCUCUCCCAAUCCCUCCUUCCUCCCUUUCAGACUCAAACCACUCUCUAAACCCUCUCUUCUCCUCCUCCGACCCCCCUCAAGGUCUCGCCACAACCCUUUCUUAACCCGCGCCGACGAUGACGACGCCGACGCCGCCGGCCCCGACCACUACGAGAUGGACGAGGACGAAAUGGAGGACCUCGACAACAAGAAGGACUUCGACAUCGAGUACGACCCCCUCGUCGCCGCCGCCGCCGCCGACCACGACAUCGCCGUCGUCGAGAGCGACACCUUCGUCUCAACGCAGGGCUGGGACUCCGACACCGUCGUCGACUACAAAAUCAACGAGGACGAGUUCCACAAGAUCACAUUGCUCGAUUGCGACUUCUUCAUCCGCAAGCCCCCCGACCCCGACAACGACGUCUACGAUUUCAGAGAGAUGUAUGUUACUCCUCCGGAUACAGAUGUUUAUUCAAUCCCCAAGGUUCUCGCUCCAAUGCCGCAGAAGUACAUUAGAUGCGCGCAGAGUGAUUAUGGAAGCUACAACGUGACGGAGCCACCUAUUGAUGCGCCUCGAGAUCCUCUAUAUAAAACUGAGAGGGAGAUUCUAAAGGUGUACCUGACAAAACACUACAAAAAUCGGAGGAUGGGUGAUCCUGAGUUUGUGCUAGACUUUGAAGAGAUUUAUAUUAUUGAUUCCAAAACCAAGUCAAUUACCAGAGCCAAAGUUUUGGUAACAGCUCCUGGAGGGAGAACUAGAGAUAGAAAGAGCGACUUGCUUGUUAUAUCUGAUCGUGGGAGCUCCUUCAAAAUAAUACAUGCGAGUGAAAAAGAGGAUCCAACGACUGUGAUAGAAAAGCAAGAGUGGGAGAACAGCAGACAAGAAAUGGAGAGACAUCUUAGAAAGCUUAGAGACUUCAGCAUCUCAAAUUGGUUUUGAGUGAUUAAAAGAUAUUGAGAUUGCCUCACGGACAUACACAGCAUGUUAGGGAGAUCGAACUUGGGCACAUGCAUACGGGCAAUUAGACUUAACCUUACAUUUUUUUUCCUAAUUGUGCGCAAGUUUAUUAUUGAUCAUAUGUAUAUUUUGUUGUAACUUGUUAAAGAUGCGGCUAUUGGAAUUCAAUGAUCUACGAGAGUGAUAUGCUGUUAUGGCCUAAAGUUCAACGUUUUCUGUUUGGAUA